Molecule: messenger RNA, 2013 nt
Organism: Amphibalanus amphitrite
Lineage: Eukaryota; Metazoa; Arthropoda; Thecostraca; Balanomorpha; Balanidae
Product: histidine protein methyltransferase 1 homolog
Exons: 8
Coding region: 269-1117 (282 amino acids)
Source: RefSeq, a predicted model, not a curated record
ACCCAAGGUAUAUACUGCCUUGCUACCCACUAGAGGUAUCUUGAUUCUUGACUAUACCCAGUAAAUACCCACAGUGUAUAUCUAUACCCAAUCUAUACCGUACCGUGCAUACCGUGCAUAUCAAGGCCAUAUCAAUAUAUAGUGCUUAUCGUGUAUGGCGCAUGGCCACGCUGUGUGACGUGUGUAGCUCCGCACUAGAGAAUUCUCAGAAGAUAACAUAUGAGGUGUUUAAUGCUCUGGUCUUUUAAGCAGCUUCCUUUUGCCAACAAUGUUCAAGUUUGGUUUUUGUGAUGAAGAGAAAGGAGACUUGCCAGGUCAAGAUAUUGACAAUGCAUCUGGAACCUGCGGACCCAACAGGCCUGCUCUGCAAGAACAUGCCAUACUUGGGCCACCAGUGUCCACACAAGAGAGCGAGUUGGUACCUCUCUCGCUGUGCGGCCAGAAGAUGCUGUUUCUGAAUGGUGACCUGGUGAUGCUGCGGCUGCAGAGGCAGGGGAUGGCCGGCGACCUGGGCCGCGCCUCGGAGGCACACACCGAUCUCAUCCCCGACGUGUACGAGGGCGGCAUGAAGCUGUGGGAGUGCUCGCGGGACCUGGUAACCUUUCUCAGCGCCGGCGAGCCGCUCGAGGGCCGCCACGUGCUGGAGCUGGGCUGCGGCGCCGCGCUGCCGGCCGUGUUCUGUCUGCUGCGCGGCGCCGCGUCCGUCACCGUUCAGGACUAUAACCGAGAGGUCAUCGACCACCUGACGGUGCCCAACCUGCGCCUGAACGUGCCCGAGAGCCGGCUGGCCGGCUGCCGCGCGCUGUCGGGCGACUGGGCGGCGCUGGCGGACCGACUGCGCGCCGAGCCGGGCCGGCCGCGCGCCCACCUCGUGCUCACCUCGGAGACCAUCUACCGGCGCGCCAGCUGGCCGCGCCUGCUGGACGCCGUGGACGCCGGCCUGGCCGACGGCGGCACCGCUCUGGUGGCCGCCAAGACGUUCUACUUCGGCGUGGGCGGCGGAACGCGCGCCUUCGAGCAGGCCGUGCUCGAGGACGGCAGGUUCUCCUCGGAGGUCGUGUUCAGCACCAAACAAGGGCUGCAUCGCGAGAUUUUACGAUUAGUGAGGACGACAUGAGGCGCCUGCUGUUCUACCGUGGGGCGGUAGGUUCGUCCCGAGGGCCGGCGCUGUGGGCUCCUCAGGACUGGUGUCGUCUGCUCGCGUCGACCGCUGUCCGUUCACCGCGCUGGCUGUUGAUGAGUUUGAUGAUAGGAGCGGCUACCGCCGCACCAUCGGUCUCCGCGGCAACCGUCCCCGAGACUAUCCAUGUAACAAAAACAACAGAGGCGUUGGGGUGGCACAUGAUCGGCGUUAUCCAACGCACGAGGAGAGUAUGUUUUGGAGGUGAGCUAACUAUCGAAAAUGACCAAUUUCGACAUAAAACGUUAACCGGUGGAGCGAGCAUCCGCACACAUUGUAACGCGCGGCAGGUCCUGGGGUCGCUCGGCUGGUCGAGGUUAUCGCGGCACUUUUGUCUCUUUUAGCGCAGACCCGCUAUUUGGGUCUGCUGGGUUUAUUUCCAUCUGUUUUUGCUUAGGCUCGGACCACUUGUCUGGUUAGAUAGGGUUUGCUUCCCGCCAUUCUUCAUUAGAGCUCUAUGGGGAUCAUUUUUAUACGAAUCUUGCAGUGUCAAUGUAUCACGAACUGACAGAUUGAGAAGCGUGUGUGACCGAAGGCCCGAUCUGGCUAGCUGGCCAUCUUAAUUUCCCUUCUCUGAUUUCAAAGUGUCGUUGGUUUUCCUCUCGCUGUCGCCCCUCUCCGUUUCCUUCUCUCGUCUGCUGUUUCAGUCACUCGACUCUGUGGCAUCGGGAGCACAGGGACGCCCUCUAACUCUCUGAGGGAGCCUGCCGAGGGACCAGUGUUCGCUGGGGUCGAAUGGCACGUGACGGUCAGACCCAAUUAGGGCUUUCAUAGAUUGUGUUCUCAGUGUGGUGUUCCAAAGUCGUACAUCGAUUGUGAAUACAUGUAUCCAA